UUUUCAUGUAGAUGAGUUAAGUGUUUGCUCACGCUAAUGAGGGACUUUCGUAAGUGUGAACUUUCAGAGUGAUUUUUCGUUAUUGCUUUUUGGUUGCAACAUUGGUAGCAACCAUUGGUUUUCAAAUUGAACGCGAGAGAGAAAAAAAUGCAUGUCGCAGCUGCUACAGGCACCAGCACCUUCUUAAGAACAUUUAAGAAUAGAAGCACCAACACAGGUUUUGCGGCCACACAGCGGCGCUGCAGUCGAAGUCUCGUGGCGCGAGACCACCGCGGGAGCAGCGACGUCAAUGGCACCGUGGCGCCCUCGUUGGCGGCCGGCGCGGCGCGCCGGAGUCGAGGAGCAGACGGCGGCCCUUGAGGAGGUUGUGAGGAGCGUGCGGCGCAGUCUCGGUUUAAGCCUGCCGCCGGUGGGUCGUGCUUAGUCUCGUGGUGUUAGUUCACCUUCCGUCGCCCUAAGCGGUCCUCGCCGCAGGACGACGGCCACUCACCCGCAGCGCUAAAAGGUGGAUCGGGCGGAAGCACGGUCGUCGGACCCGGCAAGGAGCGGCAGCUCACGUUGCUCGUGGUGGACGACGCGCACACCGACUGGGCCAAGCACUUCCGCGGCCGCAAGGUGCACGGCGAGUGGGACGUGCGCGUCGAGCAAGCCGAAUUCAAGGACCUCAGCAUAUGGGCCAGUUCAGAGGCGGGCGCCACCGUCAGCAUGGCGGCCAUGAGGCAGGGAACCAAGGUGGUCCGCUCGUUCCGGCCGGACAUGGUGCUGGUGCGGCAGCACGUGCGCGACGGCAGCCGCGACAACCGGCCCUUCCUGCUGGGCCUGCGGCUCGGGGGCGUGCCGGCGGUCAACUCGCUGCACAGCCUGUACAACUUCCAGGACAAGCCGUGGGUGUUCGCCCAGCUGCAGGGCGCCCAGCGGCGCCUGGGCCGCGAACAGUUUCCCCUCGUGGAGCAGAGCUUCUUCCCCAACCACGCCGACAUGCUGGCGGCGUCCAAGUUUCCCUGCGUGGUGAAGGUGGGCCACGCGCACGGCGGACUGGGCAAGGUGCGCGUCCAGAGCCAGCAGGAGCUGCAGGACGUGGCCGGCCUGGUGGCGCUCGCGGGCGACUACUGCGUCGUCGAACCGUUCGUCGAGGCCAAGUGCGACCUGCACAUCCAGAAGAUCGGCUCCGCCUACAAGUGCUUUGUGCGCAAGAGCAUCAGCGGACACUGGAAGGCCAACGUGGGAUCGGCCAUGCUCGAGCAGGUUCCCCUUGCCGACCGGCACCGGCUGUGGGUGGACACGGUGUCCGAGCUGUUCGGCGGCCUCGACAUCUGCGCCGUCGAGGUCAUACAGGCCAAGGACGGCAGGGAGUUCAUCACCGAGGCCAACGACUCGGCCAUGCAGCUACUGGGCGAGAGCCAGGAGGAAGACCGGCGCUUCAUCGCUGACUUGGUGCUCCAGCGGAUGCAGCAGUACUGCCGGCCGCCGCCCCAGCAGAUGGGCGGCGGCGCUGCGCCCGUACCCGUACCCGCCGCAGCAGUACCCGCCGCGGUGCCCCCUGCAGCAGCAGCAGCAGCAGCCGCCACACAGGAACCGCGGGCCGCCAACACGCGGCCACGGCGGGAGAGCCAGACGAGCGAGAAGGGCGAGGACCCGGACGACACCAUGAGGAACCUGCGCAAGACCUUCGCCGGUGUUUUCGGAGACAUGUAGGGUGGAUACAGACGACACAACGCGUCCCCCUCGCCGCCGCCGCCGCAGCAGCAGCAGCAGCAGCAGCAGCAGCAGCAGCAGCAGCAGCAGCAGCAGACGGCGCACAUCUCCAGCAAGCAAGCAGGCACAGGGGGCGCAACCCGCUUAGCCGUAGCUCAUCGUGUACUAGAAAAUGCUGCAGGGCAACCUCGAUGAUGACGCCGAGUCCCCACGGGGCGACGGCGAGCAAAAAGAGACGCGCUAGCCCGUCACGCACCGAGGUCCCUCCGAGAGCCCAGACUCGCCUCACUGUCGUGGGAAACAUCGCGCUUAGGCCGGGCAAAAAGCAUUCCCUCGCCGUUGAGCCUAGUGGGGAAAAUCACGAAUCGACGAUACCUUUUGUGUCUUACGAGAGCCUUUCUUCAACACCGCCUUCCGAUUUUUGAAAAAAAAAAUAGAAUGAAUAAGAUAUCGUACGCAACGUGCCACCGAUUGCGCACCUACCGAAUGCGACCGAACACGAGCAGACAUAAUAAGGGAAGGCGGGCGCAUGCCGCGGAAACCUUGGUUACCUUAGGUUUCGCACACCGCCAGGGUGAAAGUGACAGUGGCGCAGCCAGAAAUUUUUCCCGGGGGGAGGCACCAAUAUCACCGGGGACGGAGAGGGUAAGGCAAAAUGAGGGGCGUGGGGAGUGUCCGGUGUGACACUGCCUGGCUCCAAUACUGGAAAGUGGCAGUGUUAUUGUCAGAAGAUUUGUGCGAGCGCUAUGUCAGCGUCAUGACACGAAGUCUAUAGUUGCGUUUAACCAACGGAUCCGUCCUCCAUUCGGCAAGCCUUCGUUUUACUGAUGUGUGGUGCUUUCUUCUGCGGCCUUACGUUAGCCGCCGUAACGCGAAUGAUGAACCCAGCAAGCCCAAACAGUAGCACUAUCUGAAUUUGUUUCCGACAAUCAGCUACAGGCACGCCUAGAAGGCCUUGGAAGAGCACAUCCGGUCAGAAGGCCCUUGGAAACUGCGUAACUUAACCACGUAUGUUUGGUUACGUUGGUUGAGCGAAUGAACACUUGUAUUUUAGGAAGAUGAUGUCACACUGGAAGGUCAGGCCAUGGAAACGCGCGAGCAAUCUGAUUUACACAGUCUACUUCCGUUAAUUAAACCUUUGUGGGACCCCAAGGGUCGGUCGAAUUAACAAACGGCGGCAAAAUGAACUAAUUCAAUUUUUUUUAAUACCAAAGCGUCAAAUGACUCAC
Messenger RNA from Dermacentor albipictus, 2924 nucleotides. Its product is annotated as synapsin-like. Gene Ontology annotation, biological process: neurotransmitter secretion. Gene Ontology annotation, molecular function: ATP binding; metal ion binding. The record is from RefSeq and is a predicted model, not a curated record. Lineage: Eukaryota; Metazoa; Arthropoda; Arachnida; Ixodida; Ixodidae. Gene Ontology annotation, cellular component: synaptic vesicle membrane; synaptic vesicle.